UCGGCCACUCCUCGUAGCUCGUAGCCGCUUUACCUUACCUCAGCCGCGAUAAAUUCCACCGGCGGACAGAUAGAUCGCGGUAUCACGGCGAAACCUUCCUUCGGGUCGCCCGUGGCAUCCGCCGCGUUUGUGUACGUCGGAUCAUUUUGUGACGUUGACGCUCCUCUAUGCAUUCUGUUAAGGGCGACAACAAUGACAGCUGUUCCCUCAACGACAAUUCGUCCCCUCGUCCGGAACUCGCGUCGAACCAAGCAAAGUCCAUGGAAAAUUCGGCGGCAGACGCCAAGGAAUCUACGAUGGAGUGCGGGAACAACGUCAGCGACUCGCAGGACACGGCCGCGACCACUUUGCAACAACCAUCCACAGAGAAUAUAGACUUUACAGUGAUUUACAACAAACAGAAGAUUAGUGUAAAUUUUGCUUUAGAUGGCACAGUUGCCGAGUUAAAGACGCAUUUGCAAAAGAUCAUCUCGGUACCGCAAGCGAUGCAGAAAGUUAUGUUUAAAGGAUUAGCCAAAGACGAUCAGACCCUUAGAAACUUGGGAGUCACAAAAGGUGCCAAAGUUAUGAUAGUUGGAUCCAAAUUAGACGACGUAUUGGCUGUGUCAAUUCCAACGAAGCAAGACCUCAUCGACGAGGCCGUCUCCUCGGUGAGCAAAGAGCCUCUUUCGCAACAAAAAGUUCAUAGGAAGGUUUUAGACAAAGGUAUUCCAGAGGACGUGAUGCCAGGGAUACUAGAUAGCAAGGAACCUUUGCCUGAAUUUCCAUUAGCUGGAAUGUUAAACAAGUCUGGAGGAAAGGUUAGACUAACAUUUAAAUUGGAACAAGAUCAGCUUUGGAUCGGCACGAAGGAACGAACGGACAAAAUACCAAUGAAUUCGAUCAAGGGUGUGCAUAGUGAACCUAUUCACGAUCAUCCGGAAUAUCAUGUUAUGGCAAUACAGUUAGGCACUACGGAGGCAUCAAGGUAUUGGAUAUAUUGGGUCCCUGCGCAGUACAUAGCGGCUAUUAAGGACGCUAUUCUUGGCAAAUGGUGUUACUUCUGAUUGAUAAUCGCUAGAAAUUUCUGUAAAGCUUAAUCGGGUGUAAACAUUGAUACAAACAUUGCUGUUACAUUGACAUAAAAACUGUCAGCUAGUCACACACAUACACGCGCACACACACACACACACACUACAAACAAACACAUUUCUAACAGUAAGUAAUAAUUUAUUUUGAGUUGCAUCAUUAUUGCGGAGAAUACCCAAUAAACGUAGUCUGUUCCGUUACAAAAACAAUUUAGGUGACUAGUCUUGAUUUAUUGGGGAAACAAAAAGGAUAUGAUCGCUAUGCCAAAUGUUUUAUAUUUUCAUAGUCCAGAUUUAAGUGUAUGCUCUGAAUUUUUUAUACUGCUGAAAGUAAGGUAGUCUUGAGAACUGUGAUUAGUGAAACUUCCAUAAUUAAAACAAUGUGUUGUGAUAAUGUGAUUUAAAAAGAAAUUUCUUUUUUUUCACCGAUAUGUCUCUACAAAUUUUAUUCAAGAUAUUAGUUCAAUCUGAUUUGUUUAUAAAUCCUUUUUGCAAUAAAUAUGUUAUUUUGAUGUGGAUAUAUUAUAGACACUAUUUUAAUUUGAAUAAUUUAGCGUAUUAUUCGUAUUAUUUGUUCAACAAAGCAACAGUUUUUAUGAGACUUAAUUACAUGUCAAUUAACUCUUUCGCUGCACGGAGUACACAUUUGUGCCCUUAACAAAUGAGCGAUUAUCUUUAUAACGUAUAUCUUUAUUCUCUCCAGUUUUCGACAUUUAUGAUAAAACAAAAGACAAAUAUAAAAGAGAUACCUAUAAUUAGAUAUCAUAGGUAGGCUACAGAAAUUAUUCAGUCAGCUGCAAGUUUUUUUGCGCCAGAAGUGUUUGCCUUCCGUACAUGGGCGCUUUUUCGUUACGAGGGGGCUGUAGCGAAAGGGUUUCGUAACAUUGCAUUUACAAGCAAAUUUUUGCAGUGACCAUUGUCUAUGCAUGCAACUUAUGAUUUGUUAUUAUUCAUUUAUACAUUUUCACGUAACGUUCAGUUUAACGAUGAUCAAUUUAAAUGUGUGAUUGAUCACAUGUGUAUACACGUUCGUGCGUAAUUCGGAAACUGUGCGAGAUCUAUUCUUGGUACAUGUGAAAUUUUAACAAAGUUUUACCUUUUGUUGUAGUUUCUGCAACGAAAAAUACACACAUACAUAUCUUUUUUGCAUAAUAUAGACUACACGGCACACUAUAUUGCUAUCGAGCAAAGCUACAAUCCUUGUAAACAAAAGAUGGAAUAAUAAUUUUAUACUUGAGUAUCGUUGGAUUAACUCAAACAGCAGAAUAACAACGAAUUUCGUGCUGAAUGAAAUUAAGAAAAUCCGUUCAACAUUUUGUGGUUGGCCUAGUAGUAAAAUAAUAUGUAAAAAAAAGAGAGAGAGGGGUCAAAACAAGUCCACACUGCUAUAUCACAGUCUGUAAGAAUGAAAAGAUUCAUAUAUACUCUUUAGCGUUAUAACUGCUGUAAAUUAGGUUUUAUACCAUUUGAAUUGUAUAACCGCAAGAAUAAGAUAAAUCAAAAUCUGUAGUAAUCUAUAGGUGGAUUCGGGGAGCGUGGUUUUAGCGCUAAAAGCGUCUUUUAUCUUUGUUCGGCAUACAGUGAGUAACAAAGAUGGACUGAUGCUUUCAGCGCUGAUAGCGUCUCCCUAAACGCAGCCUACGACAGUUUACAACUGUCGAAAAAUUGACUUCGGACGCCGGUUUGAAUGGGACUUGUACAUUAGUUGUGUGAUUUGAUAAAAUAAACACUUCUGAGAC
Molecule: messenger RNA, 2806 nt
Organism: Vollenhovia emeryi
Lineage: Eukaryota; Metazoa; Arthropoda; Insecta; Hymenoptera; Formicidae
Product: ubiquitin domain-containing protein UBFD1-like
Exons: 5
Coding region: 168-1046 (292 amino acids)
Molecular function (GO): cadherin binding; RNA binding
Source: RefSeq, a predicted model, not a curated record